Benincasa hispida (wax gourd) is the source of this 2028-nucleotide messenger RNA. RefSeq names its product dihydrosphingosine phosphate lyase (gene DPL1). Gene Ontology annotation, molecular function: sphinganine-1-phosphate aldolase activity; pyridoxal phosphate binding. Lineage: Eukaryota; Viridiplantae; Streptophyta; Magnoliopsida; Cucurbitales; Cucurbitaceae. The record is from RefSeq and is a predicted model, not a curated record. Gene Ontology annotation, biological process: sphingolipid catabolic process; carboxylic acid metabolic process. Gene Ontology annotation, cellular component: endoplasmic reticulum.
GAAAGUGAAAGGAUGGAAGAAAAAAAAAACUCACAAAGAUACCAAAAAAGAAAAAGAAAGAAUGAAAAGUCGUUACGUUAGAAAUCCCAAGUCCAAGGUCUCUGUCGUUUAGCCAUGGCGGAAUGGCGUGGAUUUGUGAGUGCGCCUUUGUAUCUCUUUCGCGAUGGAUUCUUCUGUCAAGUCGUUUUUUGUGGAAUUCAGAGCCUCCGCCAAUGCUUUCCUGUCCAAGUACGAGCCACUGGCUCUCGUUUUUGUCCCUCUUUUGGUCCUACUAUUGGCUCGGUUGCUUCAGUCAUUUCUGGAUCUUGUUUACGAAAGAGGACUUAAAGCCACCUUCUUAUCGUUCUUCAUGGCCACGAUUAAGUUAAUUCCAGGGGUGAAACGUCGGAUCGAUUCUGAGAAGCAGAAGGUUGUGGAAAAAUUACAAUCCAGCGGUAAUUCUAAAAGAGAAAGUUGGAGGACGGAGUUGCCAAUGGCAGGCCUAGGAACUGAAGUCAUUGAGAAAAUGAAAAAUGAGAAACAAAACGAUGUGGUUUGGCAAGGCAAAUGCUCCGGUACAGUCUACAUUGGAGGAUCUGAAUCUGAAGGUCAUUUUUCUCUCAUAAAUGAGGCGUGUUCAAUGUUUGCACAUACAAAUCCUUUGCAUUUGGAUGUAUUUCAAAGUGUGGUGCGGUUUGAAGCUGAAGUAGUGGCCAUGACUGCUGCUCUUCUUGGCAGUAAAGUGGAGGCUUCUGGAGGGCAAAUCUGUGGAAACAUGACAUCCGGAGGAACCGAAAGCAUACUAUUGGCUGUGAAAUCAACUCGUGACUAUAUGAAAGCCAAGAAGGGAAUUAAAAAACCUGAAAUGAUAAUACCUGAGUCUGCACAUUCAGCAUAUGAUAAGGCUGCUCAAUAUUUUAAUAUCAAGCUGUGGCGUGUCCGCGUAGACAAAGAAUUCAAAGCAGAUGUCAAAGCUAUUCGAAAAUUUAUCAACAGGAAUACUAUCUUGAUUGUUGGAUCGGCACCUGGGUUUCCUCAUGGAAUCAUUGAUCCGAUUGUUGAACUUGGGAAAUUAGCUUCUAGCUAUGGUAUUUGUCUGCAUGUUGACUUUUGUCUUGGCGGCUUUGUGUUGCCGUUUGCGCGUAAGCUUGGGUACCCAAUUCCACCUUGUGAUUUUUCAGUUAAAGGAGUGACAUCGAUAUCUGUGGACGUACAUAAAUAUGGAUUAGCACCCAAAGGAACAAGUGUAGUUUUGUACAGGAAUCAUGAGAUUAGAAAGCAUCAAUUUGUUGCUGUAAGUGAAUGGUCUGGUGGGCUUUACGUCUCUCCAACAAUAGCUGGAAGCAGACCUGGUGGCUUGAUUGCAGGGGCGUGGGCAGCAAUGAUAUCUUUGGGAGAAGAAGGAUAUUUGCAGAAUACAAAAGAGAUCAUGGAAGUGUCAAAGAGGGUACAUAGAGGGAUAAACGAAAUUCCCGAGUUAUUUGUCGUUGGAAAGCCAGACAUGACAAUUAUAGCAUUUGGGUCUUCUGUUAUUGACAUUUUUGAAGUCAAUGACGUUAUGUCAUCAAAAGGCUGGCAUUUGAAUGCGUUGCAAAGACCUAGCUGUAUUCACAUCUGUGUGACGCUUCAACACGUAUCGAUAGCUGUCGACUUUCUCCAGGACCUGCAAGAAUCUGUCAACACUGUAAAAAAGAAUCCAGGUCCAAUUAAUGGAGGAUUAGCUCCAAUAUAUGGUGCAGCAGAGAGAAUGACAGACAGAUCUAUGGUUCAGGAGUUGCUCAUAAGUUACAUGGAUGGUACAUGCUAGCAAGCAGUGGCAUGCCUCAUUUCUUCACAUUGGUUUGUUUCAUAUAGACUUGAUUUUAUAUUGUGUCAUUUUCCAAAAAAACAACUUUAAAUUAUGAAAAGAAUAAACUUUAUUCUUCAAAGUUUACAUAGUUUUAGUUGCUGUAAUGUGUUGAAUUAUUGGCUCAUUUUUAUCGUCUUAUAAACAUGUAUUGAAUACUUUAGAUGUAUGCUCCAAUACUAGGUGGUUGAUGAUUCUGAUGA